This is a messenger RNA of Chrysochloris asiatica (Cape golden mole), 264 nucleotides long. RefSeq names its product WAP four-disulfide core domain protein 13-like. NCBI's taxonomy places the organism in Eukaryota, Metazoa, Chordata, Mammalia, Afrosoricida, Chrysochloridae. The record is from RefSeq and is a predicted model, not a curated record. Bases 1 to 264 code for a protein of 87 amino acids. The transcript has 2 exons.
AUGAAGUCUGUGUUUCUCCAGCUCCUGCUAUUGUCCUGCCUAGUACUGCAGUCAGUAGCUGGGAAAACCAAGAGACAUCAUAAGAAGUACAUCUUGGAUCCUCCACCCUGCAAAUCUGCACCCGAAAGCUGUGACCGAAUCUGUAUACAUAGUAAAGAUUGUCCAGAAGGACUUGAAUGCUGUUCUUCGUUCUGUGGAAUAAUCUGUUCAGAGAACAAAAAACCAAAGAGAAGGAAGCAAAGAAUGUUUAAGGUCCAGUCUUGA